CUGAUACAAUCUGUCAAUCAUCAAGAACCGCCUCUCCAAAGGUGUAGGCAACAUAUAUAAAUUGUGAACUGGACCUUCAGCCCUGAGAGCCAAAAUGAGUCUGACUCACACCCUGCUGGUCUUAUCCAUCUGUUUGCCUGUCUUGUUGGCAUCCCCAAGCGACAGGAAUUUAUGGCAGUUUAGGAAAAUGAUCCUGUGUGCCAACCCUGAUAGUUCGCCCCUGUGGGACUAUGUUGACUACGGCUGCUACUGCGGAAAGGGCGGCUCUGGAACACCUGUGGAUGAUCUCGACAGAUGCUGUGAGGUUCAUGACCAGUGCUACACUGAUGCCAUGCAACAUGACGAAUGCUGGCCAAUCUUGGACAACCCUUACACUGAAAUAUACAGUUACACGUGUGAUAAGCCUAACAAGAAUAUUACCUGCCCUGAAGAGAAAAAUGAUGCCUGUGAGUUGUUCAUCUGUGAAUGUGACAGGAAGGCAGCGAUUUGCUUUGCCCAGCAACAGUGGAACCCUGAGCAUUCCCAACUGCCUAGUGACAGGUGCACGUAAACCAAACCACAAACAAGAACAUUCCAUUUUAUAGACAACCUGACACUCAAGCACUAAGGAAGUGAUCCACUUUUUUGUGCUAUCUUGCUUGUCUUGAUAUCAAAUAAAAACGCAUUUGUAACAUCUCA
Molecule: messenger RNA, 678 nt
Organism: Hypomesus transpacificus
Lineage: Eukaryota; Metazoa; Chordata; Actinopteri; Osmeriformes; Osmeridae
Product: phospholipase A2-like
Exons: 4
Coding region: 95-550 (151 amino acids)
Biological process (GO): phospholipid metabolic process; lipid catabolic process; arachidonate secretion
Molecular function (GO): calcium ion binding; phospholipid binding
Source: RefSeq, a predicted model, not a curated record